Messenger RNA from Rubroshorea leprosula, 978 nucleotides. The record is from the annotation of a GenBank genome assembly. Lineage: Eukaryota; Viridiplantae; Streptophyta; Magnoliopsida; Malvales; Dipterocarpaceae.
AAGAAAAUCUUUCCACGCCAAAGUACUAAACUAACAAGAAACUUCUCUCUUAACAGCUAAGAAACCGAAAAAUUGCUCUGAAAUUACUUCGAAAAAUUGCUCCCAAUUGCUCCGAAUUUACUUCGAAAAAUUGCUCCCAAUUCCCUCCCCCCCCAAACAAAAAAACACCCUCACUCUAUAGUUACUUAUGAAAAUUCUCUCUUCCUUCCCCUCCCUUAAUCCUCCUCCUCCUUCUUUCCCAAAAUCUUCUUAAUCUCUCCUUCCCUUUUUCCUCUGUGUCCGUACAAGAUAUCCUGCAGGAUGUCAGCAUCCGGUUCUACUUUCCGAAAGAAGGAGAAAAAGUGGGCAAGAUUUCCUCCAAAGAGGGGUCAAGUGAAAGAAAAAAUUUUUGAGAGAUUGUGCAAGACUUUCAUCUCCGCUUUCUCAAAGGCAAAAGAAUCCUCCAAGAGAUGUGAUCUGCCUAAUCCAUGGUUGCCUAUGUUCUUUUUAUCAGAUGAUCCAAAUCCCUUUCAUCCUCACAGCACUUUGCUUAUGGAUUGCAGGGACAUUUUGCGCACCAUUCCCCAAGUACAGCUGAAACAUGUGAUGAGGGAGAGCAACAUGGCAGCUGAUGCUAUUGCCAAGAAGGAAGCUUUGGCCCCUCAUGGGUUUUAUAUUUUGUUUGACUGUCCACCUGAUGUGAAUUUGUUGUGUAUGGCUGAUCUUGUAGGGGUUUACUACCCCAGACGGUAAUGCUUUUGGUUAUAUUUCAUCUUCUUUACCAAAAAAAAAAAAAAAAAAAAGGGAAAAAGGAAAAAAGAUCUGCCUAACCCAUGGUUUUUUUAUUUUUUUAUUUAAGUCUGUUGUAUCUAGUAAUAAAGACCUCUUCAAUUGUUUUCUGAAAAUUUUAGGGAGGAAAUGAUGUGUGUGGGAUAGGUUUUGUGUUUGUAUCUUUACCUAUCUCAGAUGUUGGCUAUACAAUGAAUAAGAAUUUCAUGU